GAGCGGUGAUUGCACCCAAAAGGAAACUGCAUUCACCUGGAGAUAGCUGGGCGCUGGUGCAGGCUGGCGAGUCGUGUGCAAAGGUCAACGGGAGUGAGUGACAGGGUACCGCUCGGGGAAGAGUGCAACGAGGCCGAGCAAGUGCACGCACCGCGCCGGGCGGCUUGCACACGUGCUCGGAGCUGGCUGCCGGGCUGAAGCCCUGCCAAGGAGGAGGGCGCUUUCAGGGCUGGCGAGGGUGCACGGUUGCCGGAAAAGGGAGGUGAAGGUGGGACGGCGGCCGCGAUGGAGAAAGCGGGCGCCCAGGCGCCCCCGAGCCCCGGGCAGCCCUUCCCGGCGACGCCGAGCGACCCGAAUGUGACCCAACUGUCCCUCCACAAACGGCGGUCCUCGCCGAGGAGCCUGGGGGCCGGGGGCUCAGCCGGACCCGCGUCUGUGGAGGAGGAGGGCUCUUCCCCAUCAGAGGAGGAAGACUUUUCGCAGAGGGUUUUGAGCCCGGAACGCGGUUCCCAUCAGAUCUCAUCUAAACGUCCUUGGCCUGCUCACACCUGGGAACCGGAAAUGAAGCAGCGCUUUGCCUUUGACAAUGUCUGCUUCGAAGGCAGCCCCGACAGCACGCGCCCAUCCCAGACGGCCACCGGCACUGUCAGCAUUUUGGGCAUGACUUGCCAGUCGUGUGUGAAGUCCAUUGAGGACAGGAUUUCCAGCGUGGAAGGCAUCAUGGACAUCAGGGUUUCCUUGGAGCAGGGCCGCGCAACAGUGAGCUAUGUGCCUUCGGCCGUCAGCUUGCAGGAGGUUUGCCGUCACAUCGAGGACCUGGGCUACGAGGCCAGCGUCGCGGAGGGAAGGGCUGCCUCCUGGCCCUCCAGAUCCUCACCCGCCGGGGAGGCCGUGGUCAAACUCCGGGUGGAGGGCAUGACCUGCCAGUCCUGUGUCAGCUCCAUCGAGGGCAAAAUCGGGAAGCUGCAGGGCGUGGUGCGAGUCCGGGUGUCACUCAGCACCCAGGAGGCAGUGGUCACUUACCAGCCUUGUGUUAUCCAGCCCGAGGACAUCAGGGACCAGUUAAGUGACAUGGGAUUCGAGGCCACCAUCAAGAACAAAACAGCUCCCUUAAGCCUGGGGCCAAUUGAUAUAGGGCGGUUACAAAACGCAAACCCAAAGAGACCUUCAGCUUCUGCCCACCAGAGUUUCAAUGAUGCUGAGCCCCGGGGAGAGCGAGGAAGCCAUGUGGUCGCCAUGCAACUGCGCAUAGAUGGAAUGCACUGUAAGUCUUGUGUCUUGAAUAUCGAAGAAAAUAUAGGUCAGCUCCCUGGGGUUCAGCGUAUCCAGGUGUCCUUGGAAAACAGAGCUGCCCAGGUCCACUUUGACCCUGCUCACAUCUCCCCAUCGGUCCUGCAGGAGGCCAUUGAGGCCCUUCCACCUGGCAACUUUAAAGUUUCUCUUCCCGAUGGAGCAGAAGGGAGUGGGCCAGAUCGCCUGCCGGACGCCAGGUUUUCUGAAGGCCGUUCUUCCCGCUCCCCCCGGGGCAGCCAGGCGCCAGGCGCUUGCAGGACUGUGGUGCUGGCGGCUGCUGGCAUGAGCUGUUCGUCCUGUGUCCAGGCCGUCAAGGGCGUCAUCUCCCAACGGGAAGGGGUGCAGAGAGUGUCCGUCUCCACGGCUGAACGGACGGUCACCAUUCUCUAUGAUCCCUCUGUGACUGGCCCGGAAGAGCUCAGAGCUGCUGUGGAAGACAUGGGAUUCGAGGCUUCAGUCCUUUCCGAACACGCUCCUGGCGGCCAUGGUGGAAACCACGGUGUUGGGAGUUCCCUGGGGCAAACCACAGAGGCCAAAGAUGUGGCCAGGCAGGGAGUGGCUCCCCACGCCGGGGGCCCCCCUGAAAACCACAGCCCCGGCCCCUCAUCCGAGUCCCCGCAGGCCUCUGGAGCAGUGCCGCCGCAGAAGUGCUUUCUGCAGAUCACAGGCAUGACCUGUGCAUCCUGUGUGUCCAGCAUAGAGAGGAGUCUGCAGAAGGAAGCCGGCAUUGUUUCUGUGCUGGUUGCCUUGAUGGCGGGAAAGGCAGAGGUCAAGUAUAAUCCUGAAAUCAUCCAGCCACUUGAAAUAGCGCAGCUCGUCCAGAACCUGGGCUUCGAGGCAGCAGUCAUGGAAGACUACACGGGCCCAGACGGCAACCUCGAGCUGAUUAUCACGGGGAUGACCUGCGCAUCCUGCGUCCACAGCAUCGAGUCCAAGCUCAUGCGGACGGAUGGCGUCACCUACGCCGCGGUGGCCCUCGCCACCAGCAAAGCCCACGUGAAGUUCGAUCCCGAGAUUAUCGGUCCAAGGGAUAUUGUCAAACUUAUUGAGGAAAUUGGCUUUCGUGCUUCCUUGGCCCAGAGGGACCCCAGCGCUCAUCACUUGGACCACAGGAUGGAAAUAAAGCAGUGGAGGAAGUCCUUCCUGUGCAGCCUGGUGUUCGGCAUCCCGGUCAUGGGCUUGAUGGUGUACAUGCUGAUACCCAGCCACAAGCCUCACGAGCCCAUGGUCUUGGACCACAGCAUCAUCCCGGGACUGUCCAUCCUGAAUCUCGUCUUCUUUAUCUUGUGCACCUUUGUCCAGUUCCUUGGCGGGUGGUACUUCUACGUCCAGGCCUACAAGUCCCUGAAGCACAAGGUGGCCAACAUGGACGUGCUCAUCGUGCUGGCCACCAGCAUUGCCUACGCGUACUCGCUGGUGAUCCUGGUGGUGGCCGUCGCCGAGGAGGCCGAGAGGAGCCCUGUGACCUUCUUCGACACGCCCCCCAUGCUCUUCGUCUUCAUUGCCCUGGGCCGAUGGCUGGAGCACGUGGCCAAGAGCAAAACCUCAGAAGCCCUCGCCAAACUCAUGUCUCUCCAAGCUACGGAAGCCACUGUUGUGACCCUCGGCGAGGACAACUUGAUCAUCAGAGAGGAGCAGGUACCUAUGGAGCUGGUGCAGCGUGGUGACAUCAUCAAGGUCAUGCCUGGGGGCAAGUUCCCAGUGGACGGGAAGGUCCUGGAAGGCAACACCAUGGCCGACGAGUCCCUCAUCACAGGGGAGGCCAUGCCUGUCACCAAGAAGCCGGGCAGCACCGUGAUCGCCGGGUCCAUCAACGCGCACGGCUCUGUGCUCGUUAACGCCACCCACGUGGGCAACGACACAACGCUGGCCCAGAUCGUGAAGCUGGUGGAGGAGGCGCAGAUGUCCAAGGCACCCAUUCAGCAACUUGCUGACCGAUUUAGCGGAUAUUUUGUCCCAUUUAUCAUCAUCAUUUCAACUUUGACGUUGGUGGUAUGGAUUAUAAUCGGUUUUAUCGAUUUUGGUGUUGUUCAGAAAUACUUUCCCAUCCAUUGGGCUUUAAUUGCCCAUUACGUUUUAUUUGCUUGCUUCACUUAUUGGCAGCAAAAUCUAAGCCAGGGAGGACCAUCAGUCAUCCUACUUCUGCAGUUUAUUUUUUAUUCAAGAUGCCCUUUGCUUUCUAGGAGGAUGCUGGCCAAUGAGGUGCCCAGCAAGCACAUCUCCCGGGCAGAGGUGACCCUCCGGUUUGCCUUCCAGACGUCCAUCACGGUGCUGUGCAUUGCCUGCCCCUGCUCCCUGGGCCUGGCCACGCCCACGGCCGUCAUGGUGGGCACGGGGGUGGCUGCCCAGCACGGUGUCCUCAUCAAGGGCGGCAAGCCUCUGGAGAUGGCACACAAGAUAAAGACUGUGAUGUUUGACAAAACGGGCACCAUCACCCACGGGGUCCCCAGAGUCCUGCGGUUCCUGCUGCUUGUGGAGACGGCCGCCCUGCCUCUCAGGAAGGUUCUUGCUGUGGUAGGCACUGCAGAGGCCAGCAGCGAGCACCCGUUGGGUGUGGCGGUCACCAAAUACUGCAAAGAGGAACUCGGGGUGGAAACCCUGGGGCACUGCACGGACUUCCAGGCGGUCCCCGGCUGUGGAAUUGGCUGUAAGGUCAGCAAUGUGGACGGCAUCCUGGCCCCCAACGAGCGGCCUCCGAAUGAACGGGCCGAUAGUGCACCCACUGGAAAAGAUGCAGCCCCCCAAGUAUUCUCCGUGCUGAUUGGAAACCGCGAGUGGAUGAGGCGCAACGGUUUGACAAUUUCCAGCGAUGUCCGCGACGCCAUGACGGACCACGAAACGAAGGGGCAAACAGCCAUCCUGGUGGCCAUCGACGGUGUCCUCUGCGGGAUGAUCGCGAUCGCGGACACCGUCAAGCAGGAGGCAGCCCUGGCCGUGCACACGUUGAAGAGCAUGGGUGUGGAUGUGGUCCUGAUCACAGGGGACAACUGGAGGACAGCCAGGGCCAUCGCCACCCAGGUCGGCAUCAGCAAAGUGUUUGCGGAGGUGCUGCCCUCGCACAAGGUGGCCAAGGUGCAAGAGCUCCAGGACAAAGGGCAGAGGGUCGCCAUGGUGGGCGACGGGGUGAACGACUCCCCAGCCCUGGCGCAGGCGGACGUGGGCAUCGCCAUCGGGACGGGCACGGACGUGGCCAUCGAGGCGGCGGACGUGGUGCUCAUCAGAAACGAUCUGCUCGACGUGGUGGCCAGCAUUCACCUUUCCAAGAGGACCGUCCGGAGAAUACGCAUCAACCUGGUCCUGGCGCUGAUUUACAACCUGCUUGGGAUACCCAUCGCUGCAGGUGUCCUCAUGCCCUUCGGCAUCGUGCUGCAGCCGUGGAUGGGCUCGGCAGCCAUGGCGGCCUCCUCUGUUUCCGUGGUGCUCUCGUCCCUGCAGCUGAAGUGCUACAGGAAACCGGAGCUGGAGCGGUAUGAGGCCCAGGCCCAGGGCCGCAUGAAGCCCCUGAGUGCGUCCCAGGUCAGCGUGCACAUCGGCAUGGACGACCGGCGCCGGGACUCGCCCCGGGCCACGCCCUGGGAUCAGGUCAGCUACGUCAGCCACGUGUCGCUGUCCUCCCUGACGUCGGACAGGCUGUCCCGGCACAGCGCCCCGGCUGACGACAGUGGGGACAAGUGGUCUCUGCUCCUGAGCGACAGGGACGAGGAGCAGUACAUCUGAGCGCUCCGGCGGGCACGGAUCCUGUCAGGGCAGCUCCACACCUCCCAGGCACGCGGCCAGCUCUGCCUGCCUGCCGGGGGGUACCCAGGGGAGAGGGUUUGUCCACCCGCAGCUGAGCUGGACAUGGGCUGCCGCGGAAGCAGCACCAGGGUUGGCAGCUGUCCCUCCCUCAUCUCCGCUCGGCCCUCCCUGCAGCACGCGGCCUCCUCUGGACGGAGCUGACGUCUGCCUGGAGGACUGACCUCCCUGGAUGCUGGUGCAGGGAAGACUCCUGACGCCAUCCGUGACAUCGGUGUGCAUGUCACCUGCAACUGUGCUCCGGCUCUAAGAGGAGAGGACAGCCCCUCCUCGAGGACCUGUGCUUUUCAUAUUCAGGGUGACUGCUUGUGAAACGAGGAAACCUCUUCAGGACCAAAACCUUAACUGGCCUUCCCGUAGAAGUCAUACAAAACUCGAUGUCAGGCUCUUUUCGGUGAUGCCUGCCUGCAUUGCUGAGACCACAGUUUACCUCAGGUGCGACUAUUGGCUUCUGUUGGCACAGUCUCUUCCUUUCCUCCCCUGCUGUUUGCUUGGAGGCCUUGACACUGGAUUGUCAUCUUCGAGGGCUGGACUGACAUCCUCAUGGCCCCUGCCGCAGCUUUUUCCAAAUGCACCUGGCUCGUGUACUUCCGGCCUGAACCUGCUCACUCACACACACACACUGUGCCAGAGAGCUUGACAUGUUUCUCUUCAAGUCGAGAAUUCCUUUUCAGUUAAAAUCUGCUCAUCCAUGCAGUCCUGGCUUCUCCAUCUAGAGAGUAGAGCAUGGUGCUGACCAGCUGAGUGGGGUUCUCAGAGGCCAAGACUGGCCUCCCAAAUCCUGGCUUCCUCGGGGGGACAGAGGCUCUGCAGAGUGCUGGUGUGGUCUCCCUGGGAGGCCUGCAGAGAGGGGGUGCAGGGACACCCCCCAGGGCUCCAGGAGCUUCCCUAGACUGUAUUUCAUGCAACUGUGUCUGCCUGGAGUCCAGGAGAGAAUACGUGUCAGUGGUUCCUGCCCCUGGGGUUGUGCAACUCAGAGGAAACGGUGAUACCGGAUAAGAGUGAAUCACAUUUCGUGCACCUUCUAUUCCCACACACUGGGUUGGUGACCACAACUUCCCAAAGGGCAAGUCUGCUUUUAGCUCUCGGUGGCUCUCCAUGGUUGGUAGCCAUUAGACGGGGAAGAUUGGGUUCUGUUUUAGAGCUUUAAGUCGGUUGGUGAUUGACAGCCCCGCGUGGGAGCAGCCUAGGAGAAACUGAGUUUAAAUUCUAAGGUUAAAGUCCUUGUGACACACACACAAAUUAAUUUUAGUUAUUUAUUGAGUGUCAGUUAUUUGCCAGGUGCAGUGGAAGCACUUUUUAUUUGUUACCUCUACUCUCAAAUAAAGCAAGGUGGAUAUUACUGUCCCCUUUUACAGGUGAGGGAACUGAAACUCAGGGAGGCUGAGCAUCUUCUCUGGGAUCACACAGCAAUAAACACACCAGAAGAAGGACUCAAGUCACAUCUGUUGCUCUGGAGUCUUUUCUCUUAGAAGAGCAAAAUUCUAGGUGAUUUAUUAUUUAUGUUGACUUCGAUUGGAAUUUGAUCAUGAGGUCAUCUCGCCUUCAACUUGGAUGGUUAGUGUCCAUUUUUGUGUAUAAUUUAGUUUUUGCUGAGUUUUAUCCUCUAAAAUCCAAGUGCAGAGUUUUGGGAUUGUUUUGUUUUCAGUCUUCCUUUCCCUCUUGGCCCCUUCCCACCAUCCCAUGCCCGUUGUGUCCUCUGUUUAUUUUUUGAUGUGCUUGGGGAAUGUGUCUUGUUUCCUAACUUGGCUAAUUAUUGUUGUCUAAAGAAUCUAAUUAUACCGAUUUUCAAAAAGCUUUUUUAGGAACAUAAACAUGGUGUUUAUAUGAACAUGAAAAUAUUUAUAUAAUUAUAAAGAAAAUAACCUUUUAAAUAUUUGAAGUGUAAGGAUUUUGGGGGGGGUAGGAUAAGAGAGUUUCCUAUUUCAAAACUUUUUAUGCAAUAUUAGAAUAAAGUUUCUUUUUGUUCUGA
This is a messenger RNA of Choloepus didactylus (southern two-toed sloth), 7060 nucleotides long. RefSeq names its product ATPase copper transporting beta (gene ATP7B). Gene Ontology annotation, molecular function: copper ion binding; ATP hydrolysis activity; ATP binding. Lineage: Eukaryota; Metazoa; Chordata; Mammalia; Pilosa; Megalonychidae. Gene Ontology annotation, biological process: monoatomic cation transport; copper ion homeostasis. Gene Ontology annotation, cellular component: membrane; trans-Golgi network; perinuclear region of cytoplasm. Bases 286 to 5010 code for a protein of 1574 amino acids. The transcript is spliced from 23 exons. The record is from RefSeq and is a predicted model, not a curated record.